Molecule: messenger RNA, 771 nt
Organism: Hibiscus syriacus
Lineage: Eukaryota; Viridiplantae; Streptophyta; Magnoliopsida; Malvales; Malvaceae
Product: inactive TPR repeat-containing thioredoxin TTL3-like
Exons: 7
Coding region: 1-771 (256 amino acids)
Cellular component (GO): cytoplasm
Molecular function (GO): protein binding
Source: RefSeq, a predicted model, not a curated record
AUGGCAACAAGAAAUAAAAGCAAUUAUGAAGAGACUGAAAAGGGUUUUGGGAGCAGGAAAAGAGAGAAGUGGAAGGAGAAGAAAGGUUAUUCUAUGAAAGAAAAGAUGGGAGAGGAAGGUGGCGAGUUUAAACAAUUUCGUAGAUUGGAUCCUGAGGCAUUGAAGAAAAUGGGAAACGAGGCAUACAAAAAGGGAAGGCCGUGUUAUGGAAGCCAGUGCAAAGAAGCGAUUCAGAAUGAUCCUACUUAUUGCAGAGCUCAUCACCGUUUGGCAACAAUUUAUCUCAGAUUGGGAGAAGCAAAGCAAGCAUUGGAUCAUUGCAAAAAUGCUUGCCAGCAUGCCAACUCCGACGACAAUGUUAUAGCUCAGCCUCUCUAUCAAUGCCUUAAAAGAUGCAUAGAUGCUCGAAAAUCGAAUGAAUAUAGUCUACUUCAACGACAAUCAAUGCCUCUGGAGUUGAUUCUGCACCCGAAGUUCUUCUUUUUCUUUACCGUUUAUGCUCUUCAGACAGAGGCCUUUCGGAAGCUCCAUAGGCAUCAAGAAGCCUAUACAUCCCACAGCAAAGGACCGAAUUUUGCCAUUGAAUCUUGUAUCAAUUUCUUCGGUAUGGCCGUUAGUGCUUAUCUUUUAAUGAUCAAAGCACUGGUCUACAUGGUUUCUGGCAGGCUAGAUGAAGCUGUAUCAGCAGCUCAGCAUGUAUCGAGACAUGAUCCAAGCAACAAGGAAAUAUCCCUAGUGGUAAAACAGACAAGAACAGCAUCGUCAGCUUGA